Moesziomyces antarcticus is the source of this 3684-nucleotide messenger RNA. RefSeq names its product timeless-domain-containing protein. Gene Ontology annotation, cellular component: replication fork protection complex. Gene Ontology annotation, molecular function: DNA binding. NCBI's taxonomy places the organism in Eukaryota, Fungi, Basidiomycota, Ustilaginomycetes, Ustilaginales, Ustilaginaceae. The record is from RefSeq and is a predicted model, not a curated record. The transcript has a single exon. The coding region runs from base 1 to 3684 and encodes 1227 amino acids. Gene Ontology annotation, biological process: DNA repair; replication fork arrest; DNA replication checkpoint signaling.
AUGGCCAACGCGGACGAGUACUGGUCCGACGACCUUGAGGGUGACGAGGGCUUCAUCACCGAUGUCAGCGAAGAUGGCUACGCUUCGAGUCGUGGCGGGCGCGCCGACGACUAUGACGACGUGGAGGCUCCGGACAAGGAAGAGAUCCGGGAUGCAGCCCGCGACCUGUGCAUGCAGAUCGGCCAGUACGAAUACGACGACAAAGUCACUAACAGCGAUCCCAACACACUCUACAACCGAUGGCUUCCGGGUCCGAGAGCCCUGGGCGCGCUGCGAUCGCUGCGCAAGCUCUGGAAGCUCGACGACGAGGACCCGACAAGAAAGGUGGCCCGCGCCUUUGCGGACAACGAGGUGCUCGAGGUGUACAUUGUGCCUGCGCUGCUCGAGAGUGCAGGCAAAGGAAAGGAGGGCGAUGCGAUUGCACUUGCAUGCACCGACCUGCUGACUGCCAUGACAUGGCCAUUCGACAGCAUCACCGAGCUCCGGGACCAGGAGAAGCAGGGCUUCGAAUCGGACGAGCUGCGCGAGAUCACCAAGCUCGACAAGAAGCUCAUCGACUACAAGUCGGUGAUUCUGCGCAGCAAGUCGCUCGACAAGGAAUUCGACGUGCUCCGAGUCGUUAUGCGGUACCUGCUACUGCCCAAUCUCGCUCACAGGCAGCAUCAACGCACCAGCCUCAUGACGGGCAUCAUCGGCAUGUGCCUCCACCUCUUUCGUAACUUGCUCGCCAUUCGCGAUCCGAUCACCACAAGUCUCAGCGGCGUAGAGCAGCUGUCGAAGGCGAAUCUUCAGAGUAGAUGCAUCAAGGCCAUGCACGACCAGCACGUUCUCGACACGCUGCUCAUGCUGGCCAGCAGCGCGGAAGACGCCGACUUCAACGCGUGGAACGCCGUGACGAGCGAGUGCAUCUUCCACAUCUUUGUCGGCACCCGUGUCAAGGAGAUCGCUGAGGCCACUUCGAACACGCGCCCACUCCCGUUCUUCGACCCCGAGGCAACAGCCAACAAUGCCAACAACGCUGGUGCCAGCACCCGAGGAUCUGCUGUCAGAGCGCCACGUUCCAGCUCCGCCUUGGCUGACAGCCUGGCAGCCGAGGCCAAGAUGAAGCAAGCAACGUCGACAGGCAAGGUGCCAACGCGCCACUCGCGCUUCGGCACGACGAUCAACUUUGUCGGUCCCGACGGAGAGCGCCGCGUCGCCCGCAACCAGGCAGCGCUGGUCAAGUCGGUCGCGCAGCUCACCGACGAGGCGAUGCAUAAAGGCAGGCGACGCGCGCAGCGCCGCAAGGACGCGCAGGAGCGCGGAGCACCCAAGCUUAAAUCCGACUGGACACCCGAAGCGGCCGUGGCGCUUCAAGAAUGGGCCGACACGUUUGUGCAGGCAGGCUUUGAGCCGCUGGCCAAGUCGAUCCUCAAGGACAUCCGCUCGGAGCGCGACAAGCUCGGAGACCUCGACGUGGCGCGCAUCCGCAUCAUGCAAAUCGGCAGCUUCUUUCUCGAGUACUUCCUCUCGCGCCGCGCUGCCGCUGCGGCCCAAGCCAAGAAGGCAGCAGAGACACAACCGCAAGAGGAGCCCCCGGCGGACGACUGGCCGUUCGAGCUGGUUGCGCAGUGGCUCGAGCCAUGGGCGUUCCGCAUGGUGCUGGUGCGCACGCUGCAAGCGCAAGAGGCGCGGUCGUGGCUCGAGUUUAACGCGGCAGUGCAGCUGUGGAUCGCGCUGCUGCGGCUGGUGGACGAACUUGCCAACAGCAAGGUCGAGCGCGAGCGCGAGGUGGCCGAAGGCCUGCAGGCCGAGUUCUACUACAUGAGCGAGACGCUCGACGCCUGCCAUGCGAUUGUGCACGCGUACAGCGCGCAGAGCUUCGCCUUCCUCGACACAGUCAUGACGUUUGCCUACGUGAUGCCCAAGAUGCUCGAACGCUACUCUUCCAACAAGGACCACAUGUACGUGCAGGCCAAGAAGCACGUGCGUCGCUCGCGCAAGGACGGCGACCUGGACGCAGCCGAGGACGAAGCGAGCCAGAUCAAGGAGCAUCUCAAAGAGACGCGCACCGAACGCGAGUUCCGCUUCGCCGACUUCCAACGCAAGCUCGCGACCAAGCAGCUGGCCAAGGCGUGCAUCGACUUCCUGGCGCGCUGGCAGGACUUCCACGAUGCCGACGAGCAGCUCAACAAGCUCGUCACGGUGAUGCACCGCAUCGCCAUCAAGGCCAACGACUAUCGCCAAUUCUUCCUGAAGAAUCAUCGCGCCGCGCUGCGCAAGGUGCUCAGCGGCGAUGGUAUCCGUGUGCUCGAGGCGCGUGCACCAAAGUCGGCGGCAGAUCUGCGCAAGCUCAUGGACUACAUUCUGCGCAAGUUCAGCAAGCUCUCACCCGAGGAGCAGGCGAUCUACGAUGAGGGCAAGCGCCCACCACGCGCGCCGAAGCCACCAAGGGUGCCCGCCGAGAUCGCAGUGCGCCCGGGCAUGUCGCCCGAGGAGCAAAUCGGUGUGGCGGUGGGGCUGCUGCUCAAAAAGGAAAAGAUGCAGGCGGUGUCGUGGGUCAAGUCGGCGCUCGAGCAGGCAAGUGCGACACGCACGGAGCUCAUGCUGCGCCACGAGGAGGACGAGGCACGACGACAGGCCAUGAGCUCGACGGACGACACGGGCUCUGGUGCGCUGCUGGGAGAGUUGGAAAAGGAGAACGAGUCGGUGGUGGACCGAUUCCAGCCGUUUGAGCUUGCGUACCAGGGCAACGACGAGCUGCGCACGGAUGCAUCGCUGAUGCCCGAGCUCAAGCUGCUGUGCCGACUCGUGGGUCUGGAGGCCAACGAAGCCGAGUUGGUGCACUGGCGCUGGUCGGUGCCCAAGGAGAUCCUGCCGGCGCACCUCGACGAGAAGAUCGAGACGAUCGAGCGCUUCAUUCGCGAGCCGCUGGACACGCACGGUCGCGAGCUGAAUGCGCUCGUGAUGCGUAUUCGUAAGACACGUGCAGGAGGAGAGCAGGACGACGUGCUCAAUCCUGCCGACCUCCCGGACGGCUGGAAUGGGAACCAUAGCGACUCGGAGGAGGACGGCGACUACUUUGACCGAGCGCGUGCGACGGGCAACUUGAUCAGCGGCGACCAUGCAGCGGCGGACGGCGGCUUGCUUCGCACCAGCGGAGGCAAGAAGCAAGGAAAAGCGUCGAAGCGCGGGGCGGGCGGCAAGCGCAAGCCGAAACGCAGGACGCAGCAGGACUUUAUCAACGACAGCGACGACGAAUUCGCGUUUGCAAUGGCCGAUCUGCAAGACGAGGCUACGCAGCGCGAGCGCGCCGCUUCGGAUUCGCAUGCAAGUGACGCCGAGAGCGACCACGCUGAUCGCGAGACGCCGCCCACGAGCUCGAUGGCGGACGAGCAGGCGGAUGAAGGCAAGCUCAGCGCGCUGCAGGCGCUGCGUGCGGCCAAGCAGCGUGUCAAGGCGACAUCCAAGCCGUCCGAGCCGCUGCAGGACGCAAGCGAAAGGACCAACCGACGCGUGGACACCAAGCGCCUCUUCCUCGCGGACAGCGACGAAGACGAGGACGACAUUCUGGCGCUUUCAUCGCAAGAGCAAGCAAGCUUUCUGCGCGGCUCUCCAAGACCGGCGGCGGACGACUCCUCGACGGGGAUCAUCAAGAAGCGCCGACUGGCCAUCGUCGACGAUGAGGAUAGCGACGAAGACUGA